GAUGGAAACCUUCACGCAGUGAGUAAGAGCACAGGUGACAUCAAGUGGACCCUGAAGGAUGAUCCUAUCCUGCAGGUGCCGGUUUAUGUGGCAGAACCAGCAUUCCUUCCAGACCCCAAUGAUGGCAGCCUGUAUAUCCUGGGAGGAAAAAACAAAGAAGGCUUGAUGAAGCUCCCGUUCACCAUCCCGGAGCUGGUCCAGUCCUCGCCAUGCCGCAGUUCGGACGGCGUGCUCUACACCGGGAAGAAGCAGGACACCUGGUUCAUCGUGGACCCCAAGUCAGGAGAGAAGCAGACGACUCUCUCGACAGAGGCCUGGGAUGGUCUGUGCCCGUCAAGUCCCCUGCUCUACAUCGGCCGUACCCAGUACGUCAUCACCAUGUACGACACCAAGUCACGGGAGCUGCGCUGGAACGCCACCUUUUCUGACUACUCGGCACCGCUCUGCGAGGAGUCCUACCACUACAAAAUGGCACACUUCGCCUCGAGUGGGGACGGGCUGGUGGUAACGCUGGACAAAGAGAGCGGGGAGGUCCUGUGGGCGCAAAACUAUGGCUCACCCGUGGUCGGCAUCUACGUGUGGCACCAGGACAGCCUCCGCCGCGUCCCCCACCUCAACCUGGCCAUGGAGACCCUGCGCUACCUGACCUUCCACUCGCAGGACAUCCACCUCCUCAAGUGGAGCUACCAGUCCAUGAAGGAUUUCGCUGCCACCAAGACCCAGCUGCUGCCAGCGCUCUACGUGGGGAAGUACGCGGCCAGCUUCUACGCCUUGACCUCCCUGGUCCACAGCAGCGUGGCUCUAGUGCCGCAGGGCAUCACACUGGCCAGGAUCGACGGCCCCACCACGGAUGAUGUGACCAUGAGAGAGUCGGGGGAGUGUGAGAUCACGCCCAGCACUGACGUCAAGUACCCGCAGGGCAGCAUCACCUCGCUCCACAACCAGUGGCUCCUAAUAGGGCACCACGAGCUGCCUCCCGUGGUCCACACUACGAUGCUACGAGCCUUCCCGGAGAACCUGAGGAAGACAACAGAAACCAUCAUCCCCAGGGCUCCUCCUGCCAGGACCGUGUUCGACAACUUUCUGGCCCCGAGCAGCCCGGAGGAGCCGGCUGUCCGCAGCGAGGGGCAGUUCCAGCCGGACCCCGUGCCAAGGGAGCAGGUGGAGGUCUACCCCGAGGCUGGCACCUGGGACCUGGUGAUGGCUGGCAUUGGCACAGCCCUGCUGGGCGGGGGAGUCCUGUUCCUCCUGCUCACGAAACUGCAGAAGCAGCAUGCGGUGCAGCAGCAGCAGCUGGAGAAGCAAAUUCAGCUCCUGCAGCAGCAGCAAGAGAUGCUGCUCCCGGGCCGGGUAUCUGCGGAGGGUGUCCCUGCAGAGCCCGGGGAGCCAGGGCUGAGCCGGGGAAGCACGUUGCAGCUUUCGAAGAGCUCCGGCCCCUCAGCCCGCCUGAAGGACCUGGCUAAUGGGAUGGUCAGCCUGGAUCCGGCUGUCCCGGCGGCUGCUGAAGAUGCAGAACCAGACGUGAUUGUAGUUGGGAAAGUUUCUUUUAACCCCAAGGACGUGCUGGGCCACGGAGCUGGAGGAACCUUUGUCUUCAGGGGACAGUUUGAUGGCCGGAACGUGGCUGUGAAGCGCCUCCUGCCCGAGUAUUUCCAUCUUGUGGAUCGCGAGGUCCAACUGCUCCGGGAGUCGGAUGAGCACCCCCACGUCGUCCGCUACUUCUGCACGGAGAAGGACAAGCAGUUCCACUACAUCGCCAUCGAGCUCUGCUCCGCCACACUGCAGGAGUACGUGGAAAGCCCCAGCUUCGAUCGUCGCAGCCUGGACCCGGUGUCUCUGCUGCGUCAGACCAUGUCCGGGCUGGCCCACCUCCACUCCCUCAGCAUCGUCCAUCGUGACCUGAAGCCCUGUAACAUCCUCAUCUCCAUCCCAAAUCACCACGGGCAGAUCCGAGCCGUCAUCUCUGACUUUGGCCUCUGCAAGAAGCUUCAGGGGGGACGACAGAGCUUCAGCCUCCGCUCCGGGAUCCCUGGCACCGAGGGCUAUCCCGAGGUGCUGCAGGAGGCCCCGAAGGAGAACCCCACGUGUGCUGUGGACAUCUUCUCAGCUGGCUGUGUCUUCUACUACGUGGUGUCAGAAGGGCAGCACCCGUUUGGGGACAGCUUGCGGCGACAGGCCAACAUCUUGUCAGGCUCUUACCAGCUGAGCUGCCUGCAGGAAGAAGCUCACGACAAGCUUGUUGCGCGAGAGCUGAUAGCGGCGAUGAUCAGCCCCGAGCCCCAGCGCCGGCCCUCGGCCCCCAUGGUCCUUGUGCACCCCUUUUUCUGGAGUCGGGAAAAGCAGCUGCAGUUCUUCCAGGACGUCAGCGACCGCGUUGAGAAGGAGCCUGCUGAGGGGCCCAUUGUCUCGGCCCUGGAGGCAGGGGGACGGUCGGUGGUGAGGACCAACUGGAGGAUGCACAUCUCCCUCCCGCUGCAGACGGGUGAGCGCGCGGGGGCCCGGCUCAGCACUGCAGCCUGA
This is a messenger RNA of Pygoscelis adeliae (Adelie penguin), 2520 nucleotides long. It is a transcript of the gene ERN2, whose product is annotated as endoplasmic reticulum to nucleus signaling 2. The record is from RefSeq and is a predicted model, not a curated record. Gene Ontology annotation, molecular function: ATP binding; RNA endonuclease activity; protein serine/threonine kinase activity. Lineage: Eukaryota; Metazoa; Chordata; Aves; Sphenisciformes; Spheniscidae. Gene Ontology annotation, cellular component: IRE1-TRAF2-ASK1 complex. Gene Ontology annotation, biological process: intrinsic apoptotic signaling pathway in response to endoplasmic reticulum stress; IRE1-mediated unfolded protein response; protein phosphorylation.